Messenger RNA from Camelina sativa (false flax), 712 nucleotides. Lineage: Eukaryota; Viridiplantae; Streptophyta; Magnoliopsida; Brassicales; Brassicaceae. The record is from RefSeq and is a predicted model, not a curated record.
UUUACUAAAGAUGAAUCAAAACAUGUUGGUUCGCUCUGUUCGGCCAACCCUAGUCUCCAUUUGCCGCCUUUUCUCCGCCGCCGCGACGACGGUGGACACGGCGGCCGAGGCAGCCGUGGUAAAGACUCGCAGCGGAGGAGGAGGAGGAGGAGGAGCAGCGAGUAAUAAAAAAGAAACCGUAGUUGGAGGAAGAGACACUCUAGGAGGGAGACUGUUAGGCCUCACGUAUACGAAACGCAGUGCCGUUGUUACCAUCCGGAAAUGGAGAGAAGAAGGCCACUCCGUUCGCAAAUACGAACUUAAUCGAAUCGUUAGAGAGCUUCGUAAGAUCAAACGCUAUAAACACGCUCUUGAGAUAUGUGAAUGGAUGGUUCUACAAGAAGAUAUAAAGCUGCAGGCUGGUGAUUAUGCUGUACAUCUUGAUUUGAUUUCCAAAAUCCGUGGUUUGAACAGUGCUGAGAAGUUUUUCGAAGAUAUGCCAGAUCAAAUGCGAGGCCAUGCUGCUUGCACUUCUCUUCUCCAUAGUUAUGUGCAGAACAAGUUGUCUGAUAAAGCUGAGGCAUUGUUUGAGAAAAUGGGUGAAUGUGGUUUCUUGAAGUCUUGUCUGCCUUACAAUCAUAUGCUAUCCAUGUAUAUAUCCAAAGGGCAGUUUGAGAAAAAUUGGGCCGAUACUAGGCCCAACACAACUGGCUCUCAUGCCAACACAGAGUAA